Molecule: messenger RNA, 2010 nt
Organism: Colias croceus (clouded yellow)
Lineage: Eukaryota; Metazoa; Arthropoda; Insecta; Lepidoptera; Pieridae
Gene: ERp57
Product: protein disulfide-isomerase A3
Exons: 9
Coding region: 79-1545 (488 amino acids)
Biological process (GO): response to endoplasmic reticulum stress; protein folding
Cellular component (GO): endoplasmic reticulum
Molecular function (GO): protein disulfide isomerase activity
Source: RefSeq, a predicted model, not a curated record
GUGUAUUUUUCCGGUCCUUGUCCUCUCUCUUAACUUAGCUUCACUUUGUCGCCGAGAGAUAUCGUGAAGCACGCAAAAAUGAUAGGGUCACUUAAGUUAGUUUUACUGUUAAGUGUAAUUUAUUUAUGUAAGGCCUCAGAGGAAGACGUACUAGAACUUACUGAUGGAGAUUUUGAUAGUGCGAUUUCUCAGCAUGACACCGCUCUCGUCAUGUUUUACGCACCAUGGUGCGGUCAUUGCAAACGCUUAAAACCGGAAUACGCUCUUGCGGCCGGCAUUCUUAAAAAUGACGAUCCACCAGUAGCCCUAGCUAAGGUGGACUGUACUGAAGGUGGUAAGACCCUCUGUGAAAAGUACUCUGUAUCUGGAUACCCCACUUUGAAGAUCUUCCGCAAAGGAGAACUAUCACAGGAAUACAAUGGACCCAGGGAAUCAAACGGUAUUGUCAAGUACAUGCGCGCCCAAGUUGGCCCCAGCUCCAAGGAACUGCUUACAGUCGCCAACUUUGAAGAUUUCCUCAACAAGGAUGAAGUUGUUGUUGUUGGCUUCUUCGAGAAGGAAUCAGACCUGAAGGGCGAGUUCUUGAAAACGGCAGACAAGAUGCGUGAAGAAAUCACCUUUGGUCACUCAUCAGCCAAGGAGGUCCUUGACAAGGCUGGAUUUAAGGACAAUGUGGUACUGUACCGUCCAAAACGCCUGCAGAACAAAUUCGAAGAAUCCUCAGUUGUAUACAAUGGCGAGCCUGACUCCCUGAAGGGCUUCAUCAAGGAAAACUUCCACGGCCUAGUCGGUAUCCGUCUAAAGGACAACAUGCGCGACUUCACCGACCCCCUGGUUGUCGCUUACUUCGAUGUCGACUACGUUAAGAACCCCAAGGGAACAAACUACUGGAGGAACAGAGUGCUUAAGGUCGCCAAAGAAAUGGACGAAAUUACAUUCGCAGUGUCCGACAAGGACGACUUUACGCACGAACUGAAUGACUAUGGCAUUGAUUUCGCGAAGGGUGACAAGCCAGUUGUUGCUGGACGAGAUGCUGAUGGAAACAAAUUCGUUAUGAGCACUGAGUUUAGCAUUGAGAACCUCCUGGCGUUCAGCAAAGACCUCCUCGCUGGCAAGUUGGAGCCGUUCAUCAAAUCUGAAGCAUUGCCCGAAGACAACUCUGGUCCCGUGAAGGUGGCUGUCGGCAAGAACUUCAAGGAGCUGGUGACGGACAGUGGACGGGAUGCCCUCAUUGAGUUCUAUGCACCCUGGUGUGGACAUUGCCAGAAACUUGCUCCCGUGUGGGAGGAACUUGGUGACAAGCUGAAAGACGAAGAGGUAGAUAUUGUGAAGAUCGACGCGACAGCCAACGACUGGCCCAAGUCACUGUACGAUGUCUCCGGUUUCCCCACCAUCUACUGGAAGCCCAAGGACGCCAAUAAGCGACCAGUUAGAUACAAUGGUGGUCGCGGUAUCGAGGACUUCUUGAAGUAUGUUGCCGAACAGUCCAGCAGCGAGCUCAAGGGCUGGGACAGAAAGGGCAACGCCAAGAAGGACGAGCUGUAGAGUUGUGAAGCAAUACUUGAAGAUCUGCGAGCGAAUGUGUGUGUGAAUGCGCCUUAACAGAAAGUGGUGGGAUGUAUCCAGUUUGCUCUCAUAUAGCAUUUAGUCCACAUUCCAUCCCCUGAAUACUAUUUGAGAGCUAGUCUAAGCAAUUAUUGAGUAUUUACCUAAAGGGCCCUCUUGAUCAUCGGCAGUGUUGGUCCAACAAAUGAUCGUCGAUAUUUGUCGCGAUCAGCGGAUAUGAAGAAACUUGUACAAUUACAGCCGAUCAUAGACAUUUAGGCCCUCUACACUAUUGUGAUUGCCUCUACUCGCCCAACACUACCCAUUGUGAAGAGGGCCCAUAAGCUCUGUCGCAAAUUGAAUAUAAUGAAUUGUACAGGUAAAACUCAAUAAUGUCAAAUACAGUAAAGUAAUUUUUAAUGCAUUUCUUAUAUUUGUCAGUGAAUAAUAAAUAGGUUAUUUAUA